Molecule: messenger RNA, 690 nt
Organism: Haliotis rubra (blacklip abalone)
Lineage: Eukaryota; Metazoa; Mollusca; Gastropoda; Lepetellida; Haliotidae
Product: 26S proteasome complex subunit SEM1-like
Exons: 3
Coding region: 57-290 (77 amino acids)
Biological process (GO): proteasome assembly; mRNA export from nucleus; double-strand break repair via homologous recombination
Cellular component (GO): proteasome regulatory particle, lid subcomplex; proteasome complex
Source: RefSeq, a predicted model, not a curated record
AGACAUUAGUAGUGUGCGGAUUUGUCCGUCUUUUAAUCUUUUCAUUCCAUUUCAUCAUGGCGGCCGAACCACAAAAGAAGCCUGACUUAGGUCUUUUAGAAGAAGACGACGAAUUUGAGGAGUUUCCAGCUGAAGACUGGGAUGCUGUGGAUGAAGACCCAGAAGAUGUGAAGGUGUGGGAAGACAACUGGGAUGAUGACAAUAUUGAGGAUGAUUUCUCUAAACAACUCAGGGCUGAACUAGAGAAGAAAGGCAAGAACCCUGAUGGCAGUGAACCCAUGAAGACCUAGCUGUGUACGAACACAGUCAUCCUCAUCAUGUAGACUUUCAUCUCUCAUGUGUUUAUAACAUCAGCCUGAAUAUGCAGCAUACGCAGGACAAUAUUCCAAAUCUCAGCUGUACAAGUCAACUGUUCAAGUGAUAGAAGAGAAGCCUAUUGUGUUUGAUGUAUAAAAUUUGGGAAAGAAAGGUUUAUACUGUGGAAAAUGAAUUGCUUACCAAAACUGUUUUCAAUAUUGGGAUUCUGACAUGGAGACAGUUCUUAUGACUUCAAAACAUGUGAAGAUCAUUAGUUCUUCAGUGUUACCAGUGUCACCAUUCAUGUAGCAGAAACGUUUGACAAUGUAACAAAUGUCAUCAGGACCAGAGAUCAAACAGUAAUGUUAUGUUAAUAAAAUGUCCAAAAAAAUA